Molecule: messenger RNA, 2394 nt
Organism: Closterium sp. NIES-65
Lineage: Eukaryota; Viridiplantae; Streptophyta; Zygnematophyceae; Desmidiales; Closteriaceae
Source: the annotation of a GenBank genome assembly
AUGGACCUCGAGAAUGACGGCGCCGCGGGCACAGCCGCCGUGUGGGCGACCGUCUCCCUGCCGCAAAUCCCUCUCGUCGACGGAUUCAGCUUUCACCAAGCGCCGCUUCCGUGCGAAGCGGCUGGGUCCGCGGAAAAUAACGAAUGGGGCAGCCGGUUCAUGGGAGAAUGGGCGGACGGAAAGUGCAGCGAGGAGCAGUGGAGGUUGGAGAACAAGGGUGAUAAUUGGGGCGCUAUGGGGGAGGAGGGAAUGGUCGUGGAAGGCGCUGCGGAGGCUCCGCCAACUCCGCUGAUCCAAGCCAUUGCGCGCAAGAACAUAUCCGCUUCCGCCGAAGUCUCCCCCAACAAUGGCGCCUCCGUUGCCACACGCUUAACGAACGGAUGGGAUCCGCUGCAUCUGAACCUGCAGCCUCGGGAGAAUGUUCAGGAACAUCUUCAGGAAAAAACACAGUGGCAAGUCGGCCAAGGCAACGACGGCUCCUGCCUCACUACUUCCCCCUCCGCCGCCACAUCCGCCGGCGGCGGCUGCGCUAGCCGCCGAAGUCUCGGGGGAGUAACCCCAUCCGCAGCAACCAGCGCUUACGCCGCUGGGGUAUCUUUUGGGCCCGCUAUCCCCCUUCUGACUCUUCCGCCAUCCGCUUCCUUCACGGGCCCGCCGCCUAGCGCUGCUGCCUCGCACGGCACGGGCAAUCAAACCACGGAAUAUGGCGGCCACGUGCCAGCAGCAUGGUUCACUCCCACUGCCACGUCAGCCACCAACGUGUCCCCUGCAUCGCUGAUGUCAGCUCUGGGGUCGCUCCAGGGCAAGAUCGCCGCGCUGCAGCUGCUGAUUCCGCUGGUGGCGCAGAGCAGCCCCGAACCCGCCGUGCGCGAGCAGCAGGAGGCGGCGGCGGUGGGCGUCGCGGCGGUGAUUCAGCAGGUGGCGCUCGCCGCCGUGGGGCUGCUUCCGCCGCGCUUGCAGGCGCAGCUUCUGCUGCCCGACAUCGCGGGGGUGGUGCGCGCGGAGCAGAUUCGCGCGAAGCAGGAGCAAUCGGCGCAGCAGUACGCGGAGAUGGGGAAUGCUGAUCAGUCCGCGGAGAAGCGGGACGAGGCGGAGGCGCAGGGGCAAGCGGAGGCGGAAGGGGUCCAGCAGCCGCACAUGCAAGAGGCGAUGAUGAUGGCUCUGGCGCAAGCGCUGCAGCUCCAGGAGCAGCAGCAGCAACAGCAGCAGCAAGAGCCGCAGCAGCAGCAGCACGAGCAGCAGCAACCAGCGCUGCCCACCGCUCCCUCGCCUCCGCCGCCUGCUGUCGCGAUGUCGCUCCCCCUGUUUUCACCCGUCGCCGCUCCCCCUUCAGCCGCGCCUGCGCCUGCUGACCCUCUUGCGGGGCCUACUGCGGCCCCUCUCCUUCCCCACCCUCCCCCUCCCCUCGCUUCCCCCGUUUCCGCCGCAGCAUCCGGAGCUGGCGCCAGCACGGGGGAAGACGACGCUGAGGUGGGAGAGGAGGGAGGAGAAAAGGCGGGAGAGCAGGGCAAUGCGGAAAGGAGCAAGAGGGGAAGGGAACAUGAUGGUGAAAUGGAGGCAGCAAUGGGAGAGCGACCGCUGAAGCAAGCUAAGCUGGAGGAAGGCCAAGCAGCAGCACCAGCCACAGCGAUUGAACCAGCAUCUGGCACAGCACCAGAGGCAGCGCCAGGAGCGGCAUCAGGCGGAGAGUCCAUGAAAGAUUGCUAUGAAGGCUCCAAGACAGCAGCAUCAGGCUCAGCAGAUACAGCAAUUGUCACAGCCACUGCCACUGUGAGCUACACCGCCACUGCCACAGCCAGCGACAGCGACGAGGAGGCAGCGGCAGCAAGCAGCGGCGGCGGGGCUGGGUGGGGAGCGGAAGGCGUGCGUGUGGGGGAGUGGAUGAUAGUGGAGCUGCGGGUGGCAGAACUCUCCAACGAUCAGAUGCACUUCUGUGACACCUGCGGCAAGGGCUUUAAGCGCGAGGCCAACCUGCGCAUGCACAUCAAGGCACACGGCCGCAUGAACCCCAUGCACCCAGCAGCGUCUCCUCCCCCACUCUCCUCCUUCCCUUCGUCGACCCCAGUGGAUCCAGCACAGUGCCGCUUCAGCUGCCCAGUAGCGGGGUGCAAGCGGCACCGGGAGCAUGCGGCCUUCCAGCCGCUCAAGACGGUGCUGUGUGUGCGCAACCACUACCGCCGCUCGCACUGCCCCAAGCUGCUCGCGUGCUCGCGCUGUGGCGGCGCCAAGCGCUUUGCGGUGCUGGCGGAUCUGCGCACGCAUGAGAAGCACUGUGGCCUCACCAGCUGGACCUGCUCCUGCGGGUCGCGUUUCAGCCGCAAGGACAAGCUGAUGGCGCACCUGGUCACCUUCAUCGGCCACUCUGCCGUCUCACCGGGGAACAACCUUGCGUGA